Messenger RNA from Rhinichthys klamathensis goyatoka, 1469 nucleotides. RefSeq names its product crossover junction endonuclease EME1 (gene eme2). The coding region runs from base 193 to 1464 and encodes 423 amino acids. Gene Ontology annotation, cellular component: Holliday junction resolvase complex; nucleus. The transcript has 8 exons. Gene Ontology annotation, biological process: mitotic intra-S DNA damage checkpoint signaling; double-strand break repair; resolution of meiotic recombination intermediates. The record is from RefSeq and is a predicted model, not a curated record. Gene Ontology annotation, molecular function: nuclease activity; DNA binding. Lineage: Eukaryota; Metazoa; Chordata; Actinopteri; Cypriniformes; Leuciscidae.
CAUUCGCAGCCAGCAAACUCUUACUGACAGCGGAGGGUACACUAAGACUAAAACACAAUAAUGAUAAACUAGUCAGGCUUAAUUUACACACAAUGACCCGAUUAUCAUAUAACACACUGUAUAUUUAAGUAUAUUAUAGUUUCUAUAGUAUAUUUAUAGUUAUAAUAAAUUACCGGCAGCUGAUUUAAAGGGAUGUCAGCCGUACAUAGAGCAACCACGUGGGACAUUUCAGAUUCGGAGAAUGAGAGUGAUGACAUUAAAGCAUCAUCAUCAUGUGUAAUACUCGAUCAGAACACGUCUAUAAAUGAAUCAAACACUUCUCCACCCUCCGCCCGGGCGGAAGACAGCAGCAUCAGCGCGGAUGGAGUGAAGAUCUCCGGAAGGAGGAGGAGGAGAGAGGAGGUGCUGGAGGAGCUGGAGGCGAGGACAGCUGCCAAAGAGAGACGGAGAGAGGAGAAGGACAAACUCAAAGAGGAGAAACUACAAGAGCAACAGAGAAGAAAAGAGGCAGCGGAGAGACUGAACCUGUUAAAACCUGAAAACUUCAUUAAGAGUCUGACAGCUCACAUUCAUGCAGUGCUGUUGCGGGAUGCAGGCUGUGAUGUGUUGCUCAGGAAUCUUGAUGGGUUGCAGUGGAGGAACCGGAUAGAGAAUCAAGAUCUUCCUAACAGCAUCCGCUGGACACAACAAGCCCUUCAGCAGACUGAGGAUGAGGAUAAAAAGGAAGUUAUUGAAGAAGAUCAGGUCCUGAUGGUGAUCUCCCAUAAUGAGUUAGAGGACAUGGUGAUGUCACAUAAAACAGUGACCAAUCAGUCGGCUCUUAUUGGUGAUAUGUGUGAGGGGUCGGAGUCUCUGUUGAAUCAUCUAUAUAAGUACUUGACCAGAACUGCAGGGAAAGUUGUCACAAUUCUAGUGAUGAUCAGUCAUCAGCAACGAUCAGGAUCUUGGGGUGAAGAUGAUCUUGACCUUCACCUCAAUCGGCAGCAUCUGGACACAGAAGAGCUGUUGGUUCACCUCCAGCUCUACUGGAAUGUGGCAGUUCACUUCCUGUUUGGCUGGCAGGAAGUGACCGAUCAUGUGGUUGCACUUACCAAGGCUCUAUCUAAGAGACCUUACAAGGCGUUGUGUGGCGACCCUGAUCUGGGCUUCUGCAUGGACGGCUCGUGGUCAGCGGGUGUGCGAGUGGACAGAGACGGCCACGGUCUCGCUCAGGUGUGGACACGUCAGAUACAGCAGCUGAACCGCGUCAGUCCAGCCAUGGCCAAAGCCGUGACGAGCGCCUACCCUUCCCCUUCCCUCCUGCUGAAGGCCUAUGAGGAGCUGCCGUCUGAGGAGGAGCGGCGCAGACUAUUGGCUGAUCUCACUGUAGUAGGCGGAGCCAAAGAGAGGCGUGUUGGUCCUGAGCUCGCUGGCCGUGUACAUCGCCUCCUCACUUCCCAGAAUCCUCAUCUACUGCUGGAUUAGGACCA